Molecule: messenger RNA, 789 nt
Organism: Parnassius mnemosyne (clouded apollo)
Lineage: Eukaryota; Metazoa; Arthropoda; Insecta; Lepidoptera; Papilionidae
Source: the annotation of a GenBank genome assembly
AUGCACAAGUUUUUGUUGCUUGUUACAAUUUCUGGUUUAGGGGUGUCUACGCCAAUAACCAAACAAAAAGAAGAUGUGAGAGUUGUGGGUGGCGAAGAUAUUGAUAUUACUGCGGCACCUUAUCAAGUAUCAAUAGUUUAUGCUGGCACACACUUAUGUGGAGCUUCUAUUAUUGCAAAUGAUCUUAUUCUUACUGCAGCUCAUUGCUUCAAGAGCUCGAAUCCCCGUGAUUACUCUAUUAGAGUAGGCUCUUCGUCAAACUUUAAAGGAGGUUUUUUGUACCCAGUUGGUGAUUUACAACUUCACCCGAAAUUUUCAAUGUCGAAUAUGGAUAAUGAUAUAGCACUAAUGUGGCUAUCAAUACCUUUAAAAUUUAGUGCUAGCGUCGCUCCUAUACGAAUGGUUGAACAAGGCGAAGAGAUUAAAGAUGGUGAUAUGACAAUCAUCACUGGCUGGGGAAACUUAAGGGAGGGAGGUGGUUAUCCAUUAUCAUUACAAAUGGUCUCAUUGCCCAUCGUAAAUCCAUCAUUGUGCAAAAAAGCUUAUGAUAAAAUAUAUGUUAUCACACCAGCCAUGUUAUGUGCUGGAAUACCGGAAGGUGGCAAAGAUUCUUGUCAGGGUGACAGUGGAGGACCAUUGGUACAUAAUGGAAGAUUAGCUGGUGUAGUUUCAUGGGGACUAGGUUGUGCUCGACCACGUUAUCCUGGAGUAUACACUAAAAUCUCGGCGCUGAGAAGAUGGAUCGAUCAGAACAGUUACUACUUAAGACAAAAACACCUAAGACCUUGA